Exserohilum turcica Et28A is the source of this 552-nucleotide messenger RNA. RefSeq lists its product as uncharacterized. The transcript has 2 exons. Bases 1 to 552 code for a protein of 183 amino acids. The record is from RefSeq and is a predicted model, not a curated record. Lineage: Eukaryota; Fungi; Ascomycota; Dothideomycetes; Pleosporales; Pleosporaceae.
AUGUCGCCAUCAAGCUUUCCACCCGAAGAGCUCCGGCAGGUAGGCCAGGAAGUAGCCACGCUUCUCAGAGAGCGCAAGGAAACCAUUUCCGUAGCCGAAACAGUAGCCGGCGGCCUCAUCUCCGCGACUCUUCUCUCCUUCCCCGGCGCAUCUUCCUACUACAACGGGGGCGUGACUCUGUACACGCUGGAAUCGCGGCUCGCCUUUGGCGGGUGGACGCAAGACACGGUCAAGACAUACGCGGGACCCACGCCAGCCGUGGUAUCCGGGCUUGCCGAGCACACGCGUAGCACGCUGCGCACCACCUACACUGUUAGCGAAAGCGGGACUGCCGGGCCCACGGGCGGCACAACGAGAAACCGUACCCCGGGUUAUGUGGCCCUGGCCGUCGCACGCGAGCUAGGCCCGACCGUCACCAGAGAGGUCGACACGGGCUCGGCUGACCGUGAAUCAAACAUGGUGGCUUUUGCGGGCGCGGCACUCGCGUUGCUUAGGGAUGUCAUCAAGGGCGAUGCCGACGGUGGUGAUAACGAGGAUGGCGGUAAGCUAUGA